Messenger RNA from Spodoptera exigua (beet armyworm), 642 nucleotides. The record is from the annotation of a GenBank genome assembly. Lineage: Eukaryota; Metazoa; Arthropoda; Insecta; Lepidoptera; Noctuidae.
UUUUAAUUAAAUAGUCCUAAUAAAUAAAUAAAUUAACUCGCUAUUGCACAGCCUCGGUAAAUGCUGCACAACGCCACUGCUCGAGCUCACUUCGUGGAAUGUCUGCGGACGCGGCAGGCAGAGUAUAUAAAUGAGGCUGGUUUACGGGGCGCCCCUACCCCGCCGCAGCGACUUCUCAGCCAAUCGCACAGUACGGCACAAUACGUUGAGUUUUCGUGGCCAUAUAUGGUAUUCCGCGGCAGGGAGCCUGCGCGCGCCGCCCGGACCCCUCACGCACCCCCGCCGCUGAUAGCGCGCCUCUUGAUAACGUCGACAUCUCAAACGGGUGCUCACAUUGAACACUUGGCGAUCAGACGGUCGCCUCAGACAGUAACGUACUGUGUUUGCGCGUAUACACGAUAUACAUGAUAAUGAAAGUUCAACACUUAUUGGCACACUUCCAAUAAGACAGCUGUUAGAAUUGCAUUGAAUACCGUACUGCAGACGAGAAGCGGGAACGCAGCAAGUGGCGCUUAUCUGACAUAGUCAGUGGUGCAUGUUCCCACAUCAAACUGACACUUAUUAUUUUUACUGAUGUUUAGUGAUAAUAGGUGUCACAAGAACUAAGAGAUGUACUCCUAGUACCUACAUUUAUUAACUGGG